Messenger RNA from Raphanus sativus (radish), 1300 nucleotides. Its product is annotated as protein transport protein SEC13 homolog B. Bases 180 to 1085 code for a protein of 301 amino acids. Gene Ontology annotation, cellular component: nuclear pore outer ring; COPII vesicle coat. Gene Ontology annotation, molecular function: structural molecule activity; protein binding. Gene Ontology annotation, biological process: COPII-coated vesicle budding; protein import into nucleus. The record is from RefSeq and is a predicted model, not a curated record. Lineage: Eukaryota; Viridiplantae; Streptophyta; Magnoliopsida; Brassicales; Brassicaceae. The transcript is spliced from 2 exons.
ACUUUGUUUUUUCGCCAGAUCUAUUUUUUCUUUUUCUUCAGAAACAGAAGAAGAAAAAAAACUAUCGAUUCCUUCCCCUUAGCGUUUUCUUCUCUGUCGAUCUUCUUCUUCUCCAACUCACACUCCGGCGUCUAUUAGUCUACCAACCGCGCCUUCAGGGAAAAAGUCAUUUCGGAAACAUGCCGGGUCAGAAGAUUGAAACAGGUCACGAGGACAUGGUCCAUGAUGUGCAGAUGGAUUACUACGGGAAGCGAGUUGCAACUGCCUCGUCUGACUGCACCAUCAAGAUAACCGGCGUCAGCAACAACGGUGGAUCCCAGCACCUAGCUACUUUAACCGGCCACCGCGGUCCUGUCUGGCAGGUCGCGUGGGCCCACCCGAAGUUUGGAUCGUACCUCGCUUCGUGCUCCUAUGACGGUCAGGUCAUACUCUGGAAAGAAGGCAACCAAAACCAAUGGACCCAAGCUCAUGUCUUCACGGAGCAUAAGUCUUCAGUCAACUCCAUUGCUUGGGCUCCUCAUGACCUCGGGCUAUCCUUGGCUUGUGGAUCAUCCGAUGGAAACAUUUCGGUGUUCACAGGCCGUGCUGAUGGUGGCUGGGACACGACGAAGAUAGACCAAGCGCAUCCGGUUGGAGUCACUUCUGUCUCAUGGGCACCGGCUACUGCGCCCGGUGCUCUUGUGAGCUCUGGCUUGCUCGAUCCGGUUUACAAGCUGGCUUCUGGUGGGUGUGAUAAUACUGUGAAAGUGUGGAAGCUCUCAAACGGGUCCUGGAAGAUGGAUUGCUUUCCGGCUCUUAAGAAGCACACGGAUUGGGUCCGUGAUGUGGCUUGGGCACCGAACUUGGGUCUCCCUAAGUCCACCAUAGCCAGUGGGUCACAGGAUGGGAAAGUGAUAAUAUGGACUGUGGGGAAAGAAGGUGAGCAGUGGGAAGGGAAGGUUCUGAAGGACUUUAUGACUCCGGUGUGGCGGGUGUCGUGGUCGUUGACUGGUAACAUGUUGGCUGUGUCCGAUGGGAACAACAACGUGACGGUGUGGAAAGAGGCUGUUGAUGGAGAGUGGGAACAAGUCACCGUUCUGGAAUGAUAUGUUUCGUUAUUUCCUUUACUAAAUUGAAGUCUUUUUUAAAGGAUCUUUUUUCGCAGUCUGGUUUGGUCUAUCUGAGGGAAUGUGGUUGUCGUUUUUUUUCUUAAUUUGGGUUUGUAACAUUUUGGACAUUUCAUCUUUCCUAGCUACUUUUUCUUUUGUUUUCCCCUUUGAAAACCCGAUCUUCAUGAAAUAUGUUAUGUUAGUUUUAAACU